AUGGCGCUACUGACAGAGGAGGAAUGCCAGGUGGAUGCCGUGAUCUUGGGCACUGGUCUGCCUGAGUCCAUUUGCGCUGCCGCGCUGGCGCGCGCCGGGAAGAAGGUGCUGCACUUAGACGCCUCCGAGAACUACGGGGGCCCCUGGCGUAGUCUGCCGCUGCGGGAGUAUGCCUCCUGGGCGGGCGGGCGUGCAACCAUGCUGGGUGACGGCGUCAAGGCCUUUGGCGACUUCCGCUCCCUGCCUCCCCACGCCUGGAGCCGCCUCUAUCGCGGCUUCGGAGCGCCGGCCGGGAGGAAGUGGCACGUGGCCAACACCUGGCUUCUAUCCCACUGA
Messenger RNA from Effrenium voratum, 336 nucleotides. The record is from the annotation of a GenBank genome assembly. NCBI's taxonomy places the organism in Eukaryota, Dinophyceae, Suessiales, Symbiodiniaceae.